This is a messenger RNA of Neodiprion fabricii, 2903 nucleotides long. RefSeq lists its product as uncharacterized. The transcript has 4 exons. Gene Ontology annotation, biological process: transmembrane transport. The coding region runs from base 51 to 2747 and encodes 898 amino acids. The record is from RefSeq and is a predicted model, not a curated record. Lineage: Eukaryota; Metazoa; Arthropoda; Insecta; Hymenoptera; Diprionidae. Gene Ontology annotation, cellular component: membrane.
GAUCGGGUUGAUAGAGAAGUCAGUCGUGUUACGAGCUCCGACUUUUGAGCAUGACUCGAGGUAUAGGGCGAGGCUUUUUGGUACUCACGGUGCUCUGCGCCGCUUUGGCCGCAGCUGCGGCGAAGGAGGAUCUUAAAAAGAGGGACAAGCAUGUCAUAGACCAGGUCGUGGCCGCUUCGGGGCACAGCCACCACUCUGAGUCCGGUGGAGGACAUAAGCACCACUCCGACCAUCACGAGGAGCAUGGUGAGAAGGGCGACAAGGGCUACAAGAAGCAUCACCAUCACGACAAGGGUGACCACGGCAAACAUGGGAAAGAGCAUCACGAAGGGCACCACGAGGAGCACGGUGGGCAUAAGAAGAAGCACCACGACGAGGCCGGUAAACACGGUGAGCACCACGAGGGUGAGAAGGGCCACAAAGGCGCAAAGUUCGGGGAGAAGAAGGGGCACAAGAAAGGCCAGAAGACCAGCGGGUAUCACCACAAAGCCCACAAAGAUGAGUACCACAAGGAGCACAAGUUCUACGACGACUACCACAAGGGUGGACACCAUGCCAAGCACGGUGACUUCCACGGGCAUCAUGGAAAGAAGGAGGGAGGCCACAAGAAGGGUGGUCACGAUCACUCCGGCUACCACGAUGACCACCAUGGUAAGAAGGGACACCACGAGAAGGGACAUCACGACGAGGACCACAAGGGUCAUCACAGUAAACACGGUCACGAAAGCCACCAUGCUCAUCACGAAGAACACGCGAAGAAGGGUGGUCAUUCCGGCGGAAAGAAGCACGGCUUCUCGAGUGGUGGUGGAGGCGGUGGCGGCGGUGGCGGUGGCGGACACCACUUGGUCCUCGUGAUGGCCGCUGUGGUGGUGGCCUCCCUUGUGGUGGCCGCCCUUCUUGUGCCCAUGCUCGUGAUGAUGUCCGCCAUGCUUCUCGUGGUGACCGGAGUCGUGGUGUUCGUCAUGGAACUCCUUGUCCUUCUUGUACUCGUCGAGUUUCUUGACUUCGUGGUGGCCCUUGGUGCUGUGCCCUUUUCCAUAGUGUCCCUUCUCACCGUAUUUGUGACCCUUCUCACCCUUUUCGCCCUUGUGGUGCUCAGCGUGGUAGCCGUCGUCGUGGUGGUGGUGUUUCUUGUGACCUUCGUGGUCAUGAUAGUGACCAUGGUGUCCCUCCUUGUCGUGGUGGCCCUUCUCUCCCUUCUCGUGGUCAUGGAGGUUACAGCUAUCGGCUCAAUGAUGUCCGUGGGAGUAACCGUGCUUCUUGCCUUCGUGGUGUCCGCCCUUCUUUCCGUAGUCUUCGUGAUGCGAGUGGUGGUGAUCGUGUCCGUGUUUUCCAUGCCAGCCUUUGUGGUCAUGGUCGUAGUGCCCCUUGUCGUGGUGUCCCUUCUUGCCAUGGUGAUCGUCGUGGUAGCCGGAGUGGUGGUGGCCUCCCUUCUUGUGGUGUCCUUCCUUGGAUCCAUGGUGCCCGUGGUGGUGUCCGUGCUUUUCAUGAUGUCCACCCUUGUGGUGGUCAUCGUAGAACUUGUGUUCCUUGUGGUACUCGUCCUUGUGGGCCUUCUUGUGGUAACCAUGGCUCUUCUCGCCCUUUUUGUGUCCCUUCUUCUCUCCGAAUUUGUGCCCUUUGUGGCCGUGUCCGUGCUCAUGGUGAUGGCCGUGGUGGCCAUCUUCGUGGUGGUGCCCCUUCUUAUGGCCGCCGUGCUCCUCGUGGUGUCCAGCGUGAUGCUCUUUGCCAUGAUGACCAUGGUCGCCUUCGUGGUGGUGGUGGUGCUUCUUGUAACCCUUGUCACCCUUCUCGCCGUGCUCCUCGUGGUGAUCGGAGUGAUGUUUGUGGCCUCCGCCGGACUCGUGGUGAUGGCCAUGUUACAACCGGUCGACAAAGAACUACCGCUUCUCAAAUAUCUCCGAUUAUUCUGCGUUCGAUAUAAAAUACGGACAAUCGCGACAGCUUAUCAUACUAAAGACGGCAGUGAAAUCAACAACUUAGCUCUCGGUAUAGGAAAAACCCCCGUUACUAUGAAGUGCCUAGUGGUGGUGUGUCUGCUGGCCGUUUCUUUAGAGUACAGUCUAACGAGUGCUCGUCAGAUCGACCCGAGGAAUCGGCGCGAUCUCGAAGCGGCCGCGUCACAUCAUCACUUUGAGAAGGGCGGGGGUGAGGAGCACCACGCCGAUCACUACUCUAAGAAGGGAGAGAAGGGUGAUAAGGGCUACAAGUCGCAUCACGACCACGAGAAGGGAGAGAAGGGCCACCACGACAAGGAGGGACACCACGGUCACUACAGCGACCACGGUGGUCACAAGAAGCACCACCAUCACGACGACGGGUAUUACGCAGAGCAUCACAAAGGGGAGAAAGGUGAGAAGGGUCAUAAAUACGGAGAGAAGGGACACUACCACAAGGGUCACAGCACCAAGGGACACCAUGAAAUCCACAAGCUUGACGAGUACAAAAAAGAUAAAGAAUUUUAUGACGAACACCACGAUUCGGGGCACCACGAGAAGCAUGGUGGGCAUCAUCACGAGCACGGGCACAAGAAGGGUGGCCACCACAAGAAGGGCCACCAUCACAGCGGCCAUCACGAGGACCAUCACGGAAAGAAGGGACACCACGAGAAGGGAUCUCACUACCACGAUCACAAGGGACACAAAGAUGCUGGCGGUCACGACGAGCACCACCAUCAUCACCACGGGUACGGAAAGAAGGGAGGUCACGAGGACCACAAGAAAUGGGCCUUCAAAAAGGGUCAUUAGAGAGAAAAGCGUUUCUGCGGAACAACCCUUGACCCACGCUUCAUCGAUCAUCGAAAGCCUGUUACUUGUUAUGUUUGUUUACCCGAAUAUUUUUCUUUUCGAUGUAUUUAUUUGCCUUGGCAUGAAUAAAUCUUCCGAAACGGUACAUUAAUUUAA